Molecule: messenger RNA, 2263 nt
Organism: Nasonia vitripennis (jewel wasp)
Lineage: Eukaryota; Metazoa; Arthropoda; Insecta; Hymenoptera; Pteromalidae
Exons: 6
Coding region: 365-1267 (300 amino acids)
Source: RefSeq, a predicted model, not a curated record
CUCUUCGCGUGCAGCAUCCCUCGCGUCAGUUGCAAGUCGGAAAUUGUCGCGCGCGCUCUAGCACACACCCGUUGCUCCGAACGCAGCCUCGCCAAACUCGUGGGUCGUUUUAUCUACAUAUCGACACCAGAAAACGAUUUCAGUGCAGCGACGAGACACAAUGCCGGUCGAUCGUCAGUGAACAGUGAAAGAUCUGUUGGUUAAUUUUUGUCAUUUUCGUUUUGUUUUGUUUUUCACAAUGACAAAGCAACGUUGACAUACGAGUCAAUGAGCCUCUGAGCACGUAGUACAAGUGUGCGUGGAACGAUGAUCGAGUGCAAUGGAGAGAUAGGAAAUAAUUAGCCGUCACACAAGCGGAAGAGAGAUGGAUAACGCACGCGGCAAAGUUCGCCGGGUCCUGGCCCUGCUGCUGCUCGUUUUCGGAGGUGCCACGGGCUUAAAAACUUUGAAGAUAACGGCACCAGAGAGGGUAAGGGUUGGAGACUCGGCUCUGCUGACGUGUAGCUAUGACCUGGAAAAUGUCCCGCUUUACGUUAUAAAGUGGUACUUGGACGACACCGAAUUCUAUCGAUAUGUACCCAAGAAGGAACCAUCCCACGCCAUAUUUCCCGUGCGAGGCAUCCAAGUCAACGUCUCAGGUUCGAACUCACAGGACGUGACGCUGGUCCACGUGACGAGGAACCACACUGGGCGUUACAGCUGCGAGGUAACUGAAGACGGACCGACUUACGACACCAGAGUCCAGGAGGCUCACGUCCUUGUUGUCGAUGUCCCAGAAACAGAGCCGAGAAUCGCAGUCGACAAGGAGCACUUACCAGCCGGCGAAACACUCCGAGCGAAUUGCACGUCGGGCGCCUCCCGGCCCGCCCCCAACAUUACGUGGACCCUCAACGGAGCACCCUUGAAUAACAUGACGAUUAAGUUCAAAGUACGAACGAAGACGUUGCCGAUGGUCUUCGACGACAAAAUGACGACCCACUCUUUCCUGAGCUUAGAGACAACCGGUAUGUUUCAAGACGGCCGUAUCCGCCUGCGAUGCUUCGCCGAAAUAACGCCGGUCUACAAAGCGUCAGCCUCGAAAGAAAUAGUGGAGGAAGGACCCUAUCUUGCAUCGAGUACUGGAGAUGCAUCGCCACACAGCCGACCCGUUUUUUAUUUUUCAGAAUCCAGCGGAAGUGGCUUCACCAGCUCAACCUCUCUCUGGCCUUACGGACUAGCGUUAAAUGUUGUCCUAGGACUAUUCUUAGGAGCCCUUUCCACCAGGUAGUUCCAGCUUGACUCCGAUGAAGACGACGAAAAACUAUACGAUCCGAGGACGUCCUCUCUGCCCGACCCGACUACAUCGUGCAUGUAAAACCUAGUAGCCUAGGGCUUCCAGUUAUGUAUGUUACUAAUGUACAAUUGAGUAGGUUAUUGAAUGAUUUUUAUUCGAGUGAUGAGCGAUGGUGGACCGAUGGCUAUAAUAAAGGACAAAUGCGUUGUGGGAGAUGAGAAUAAAAGUAUAACUUAAUAAGCAACGUAAAAUGGCGAAUUUAAUAAGAAUUAAUAAUAACGACGACGAUAUACAUGCUAAGGCUAAACAAAGUUAUGAUAAAAUAUAAAUAUAAAUAUAAGACAAAGGGGUAGUAUACACACACGCAUACAUAAACACACACACACACACACACACGAUAUUGCGAUUACGAUAUACAAGUUAAUUUUAAACAUGUUAUCUUUUGAUGUAAAUUGUUAAUAAAACGCGUUUACUUCGUGCAUUCACAUUUCGCUAGGUGGCUCUAAGAGAACGCUGACACACGAUUGUAAAUUUGUCUCUCUUUAUUACUUAACCUUGGCUACAGCAAUAAAUUCCUUCACUAUAUUUGCAACGAAAAAUUUAGUUGGAGUGUAUCAUCAUUCGUGUAUUAGAACAUACUUUUUUAUUACGCUGUGUAAUAAGCUAGUUUUAAGAGGACAUAUUUUUAAAUGAUGAAUACGCGGGAGCAUAGCCUUGAAAAGGCUGUUGUGUUAUAAUUUUGUAUUAAUUCUGUAAUUUAUAAUUAUGUAUUUUGCUUAUAAGUAGCGACACCCAAUCAAUGAUUAUGCAAAUUUUAUCAAUGAUGUUAUAUAUAAGUAACGUGUAUAAAAUAUAUAUAUUUUUUGUUUAAAUAAUAAUGUUGACUGUUGCGUUUUUGUUCUACAGUUAUUAUUGAUAACCAGUUAAUUACGCUUUAAAAAAAUGACACUUAUAUAUUUAUUUUAUAAAAAUAAAGAAAAAUGUAACCUA